This is a messenger RNA of Polyodon spathula (Mississippi paddlefish), 1352 nucleotides long. RefSeq names its product oxysterols receptor LXR-beta-like. Bases 1 to 1278 code for a protein of 425 amino acids. The transcript has 6 exons. The record is from RefSeq and is a predicted model, not a curated record. Gene Ontology annotation, molecular function: nuclear receptor activity; RNA polymerase II cis-regulatory region sequence-specific DNA binding; zinc ion binding. Gene Ontology annotation, biological process: positive regulation of transcription by RNA polymerase II; lipid metabolic process; negative regulation of transcription by RNA polymerase II. Lineage: Eukaryota; Metazoa; Chordata; Actinopteri; Acipenseriformes; Polyodontidae.
AUGCUGGGGUGCGAGUUGUGUGCAGGUGUUGCGGACCGCGCCUCGGGGUUCCACUACAACAGUGCUGCUGCGAGAGGCUCCUCUCCUCUCUCUCUCUCUCUCUCUCUCUCUCUCUCUCUCUGUCUCUCUGUCUCAGAGCAGAGGAAGCGUAAGAAGGGCCCCUCUCCGAAGAUGCUGGGGUGCGAGGUGUGUGCGGUGUGUGCGGACCGCGCCUCGGGGUUCCACUACAACGUGCUGAGCUGCGAGGGCUGCAAGGGCUUCUUCCGCCGCAGUGUCAUCAAGGGGGCGGGGUACAGCUGCAAGGGGGGCGGGGCCUGCAGCGUGGACCCCUACAUGAGGAGGAAGUGCCAGCACUGCCGCUACAGGAAGUGCAAGCAGGCAGGCAUGAGGGAGGAGUGUGUUCUCUCUGAAGAACAGAUUCGCAAUAAGAAGCAGAAGAAGGUGGACGAGGAGCGCGGAGGGGGAGGAGCCAGGACAGGGAGCCCCGCCUCCAAAACCAUCGGCCACGCCCUUCACCACUCCUCCUCCAAUCAGGAGCCAGCUCCCCCCCUCACCCCCGGCCAAUCAGAGAUGAUCACACAGCUGGUGAACGCCCAGCAGCAGUGCAACAAGAGGUCCUUCAGCGACCAGCCCAAAGUCACGCCCUGGCCUGUGAACAGUGAGCUCAGUAACAGGGAAGCGAGACAGCAAAGGUUUGCUCACUUCACUGAACUCGCCAUCAUUUCUGUUCAAGAAAUCGUUGACUUUGCAAAACAAGUUCCUGGAUUCAUGGAUCUGUGUAGAGAAGAUCAAAUAGCAUUGCUGAAGGCAUCGACUAUAGAGAUCAUGCUGUUAGAAGCAGCGCGGCGCUACAGUGCUGAAAACGAAUGCAUCACCUUCCUGAAAGACUUCACCUACAGCAAAGAGGACUUCCAGCGAGCAGGGCUGCAGAUGGAGUUUAUUAACCCUAUCUUUGAGUUUUCGCGAGGGAUGCGAGGUCUCAUGCUGGAUGGAGAGGAGUUCGCUCUGCUAAUCGCUAUCUCACUCUUCUCCGCGGACCGACCCAACGUCACCAACCCAGGGCUAGUGGAACAACUGCAGCUCCCCUACGUGGAGGCGCUGAGAGCUUACACACGAAUCAAGAGACCGCAGGAUUGUUUGAUGUUUCCUCGGAUGCUGAUGAAGCUGGUGAGUCUGCGGACCCUGUCCAGCGCACACUCAGAGCAAGUGUUCGCUCUCAGACUGCAGGACAAGAGAUUACCACCCCUACUGUCAGAGAUCUGGGACGUGCACGAGUGAGGGGGGAGAGAGAGGGAGAGGAGGAGGAGAGGAGAGGAGAGAGGAGAGGAGAGAGGAGAGAGCGAGGAGGAGAG